Messenger RNA from Scheffersomyces coipomensis, 1140 nucleotides. RefSeq names its product multifunctional nuclease. Gene Ontology annotation, molecular function: DNA binding; 5'-flap endonuclease activity; 5'-3' exonuclease activity. The coding region runs from base 1 to 1140 and encodes 379 amino acids. The transcript has 2 exons. NCBI's taxonomy places the organism in Eukaryota, Fungi, Ascomycota, Pichiomycetes, Serinales, Debaryomycetaceae. Gene Ontology annotation, cellular component: nucleus; cytoplasm. The record is from RefSeq and is a predicted model, not a curated record.
AUGGGUGUUAAGGGUCUUAAUCAACUUAUCAAAGAACAUUCUCCUGGUGCUUAUAGAGAGUUCCAGUUAAAGAACUUAUUUGGAAGAAAAGUUGCCAUUGAUGCUUCCAUGUGUUUAUAUCAAUUCUUGAUUGCUGUUAGACAAUCUGAUGGACAACAAUUGACUAAUGAAGAUGGUGAGACUACUUCCCAUUUAUCAGGUAUGUUUUAUAGAACCAUUAGAUUAGUUGAGCAUAAUAUCAAGCCUGUAUUUGUCUUUGAUGGGAAACCCCCAGUUUUAAAAGGUGGGGAAUUAGAAAAGAGACUCUUAAAGAGAGAAGAAGCUCAGAAACAAUUGGAUUUAAUUAAGGAUGAUGGUACUGUUGCUGAUGUUUUGAAAUAUGAGAAGAGAUUAGUUAGAGCUUCAAGAGAACAAAAUGAAGAUGCAAAGAAAUUAUUAAAACUUAUGGGUAUACCUUAUAUCAAUGCCCCGUGUGAAGCUGAAGCCCAAUGUGCAGAAUUAGCUCGUGGUGGGAAAGUGUUUGCUGCUGCUUCUGAAGAUAUGGAUACUUUAUGUUAUGAACCACCUUAUUUAUUAAGACAUUUAACUUUUGCUGAAGCUAGAAAAAUGCCAAUUGAUCAAAUCGCUUAUAGUGAUGCUAUGGCCGGAUUGGAUAUGACCAAGGAACAAUUCAUAGAUUUAUGUAUUCUUUUAGGUUGUGAUUAUUGUGAAACUAUAAAAGGAGUAGGUCCAGUAACUGCCUAUAAAUUGAUUAAACAACAUGGAUCAUUAGAUAAAAUUGUUGAAUUCAUAAAGGAAAACCCUGACAAGACCAAAUAUAAACUUCCUGAAAAUUGGCCAUAUGAUGAAGCAAGACAAUUAUUUUUAAAUCCUGAAGUCACUAAAGCCAGUGAUGUCUCUUUUAAAUGGGUUGAACCUGAUGUCGAUGGAUUGAUAGAAUUUAUGGUUAGACAAAAAGGUUUCAGUGAAGAUAGAAUUAGAUCUGGUGCUGAGAAAUUAAAGAAAGGUUUAAAAUCGGGAGUUCAAGGAAGAUUAGAUGGAUUCUUUUCUGUGGUUCCAAAGGCAGCUCUGCCAAAUGAUAAAAAGAGAAAAGAUGAUAGUAAGAACUCCAAAUCAAAUAAAAAGACAAAGAGAAAGUGA